AUGACCCACAAGCGUAAGAUCGACGACACCCCCGAAGAGGCCGCCAAAGCCGCCAAAACCACUCAGACCGUUGAGCCACUCACCCGAGAGGAUCGACGACGAGUAGACGCUGGCUGGGGCCGCGUCGACGGACAGCUCUAUAAACCAGCCAAACGGUCGGCCUUUGUCCACGUCGACCUUGAUCUGGCAGCGAGAGAGUUCGCGGAAGAGGCGGAGCAAGAACCACUGCCGGAAGAAAAAGAACCAGAAGCACCAGAAGAUGACGCGCCAAAUGAACCUGCCGCUACUCAAGAAACGCAAAAUGAAGAAGAAGACGAAGAAGUAGAGGUUGUCGAAUUUCAUGUGGCAGAAGAGGAAGAAUCCGACAAGGAUGAGGAUGAUGAUGACGGCACUUAUUCCGGAUACUGCGGAUACCCCCGUUACCAGUUUCCCAGACGCGCAUACGUGAUCGACCGCUCCACUGGCUACAUCUGCGUUGUGAAGCCUUGCGACUGGAUUCCCGACCAUUUGGACUUUACGGAUCGCGACAUUCCCAUUUUCGAAAAAGCACUGAAGAAGCACGGCCCCAAGUGGCAGGUGAUCAAGGACGAAUACUUCCCCAGAAGCAGAUAA
Molecule: messenger RNA, 612 nt
Organism: Oikopleura dioica
Lineage: Eukaryota; Metazoa; Chordata; Appendicularia; Copelata; Oikopleuridae
Source: the annotation of a GenBank genome assembly